AUGGAAGAGAAGGGUAGUUCCAAUGGUCGCCCACUCAUUCUGGCAGACUACCGGACCACGAGUACGUUCGAAGAGAUCCCUGUCAUUGACGUGCAAGACUUGAUGAGCUCGGACCCUAAGGUACGCAGAGCACUGGCUGAUGAGAUUAGAGACGCGUGCACGAACGUGGGAUUUUUCUACGUCGAGAACCAUACCGUACAGCCGUCAGUCAUUGAGGGUGCGUUGGCGGCUGCAAAGAACUUUUUUUCUCUGCCGCUGUCGGAGAAGAUGUCCUUGGACAUCCACAAGAGCGCGAAUUUCAAGGGUUACACUGCCCUCCUGGGCGAAAACACGAACCCGGAGAAUCGAGGUGACUUGCACGAGGGAUUCGACAUCGGGUGGGAAAAGAUGUUCGGAGGUUCGCGUUCCGACGACGGUGCAAUGACUGGCAAUAACGUCUGGCCGGAGGGGCUGCCCGGCUUUAGAGAAAGUGUCCUCGACUAUUAUCAUGCUGCAGUGCUACUUGGCAAGCUGCUCUUCCCGAUAUUCGCUCUGGCACUCGACCUACCGGAGAAUUUCUUUGACGAUAAGACUACUAAUCCGGCUGCCAUCAUGCGUCUGCUAUAUUAUCCACCACAGACGGGGGUCGUGGACGACAGAGUGGUCGGUAUUGGUGCUCAUACGGACUAUGAGUGUUUCACGAUCCUGUGGCAAGACGGAGUGCAAGCGUUGCAAGUGUGCAAUAACGAGGGGAAGUGGAUCGAUGCCGUCCCCAUUCCGGGGACGUUUGUCGUGAACUUAGGUGAUCAGCUUGCUCGGUGGACAAAUGAUGUGUUCAAGUCGACACUACAUCGAGCGGUCAAUCGAUCUGGAGUCGAGCGAUAUUCGAUCCCCUUAUUCUUUGGUACCGACUACAAUGUCAAGCUGGAGCCAUUGCCUAGUUGCGUGUCGGAGGACAACCCUGCAAAGUACGAAGUCGUCUGUGCAGGUGACUAUGUCAAGUCCCGUUUGGAGGCGACGUAUGCACAUUCGAAAUGA
Molecule: messenger RNA, 1017 nt
Organism: Sparassis crispa
Lineage: Eukaryota; Fungi; Basidiomycota; Agaricomycetes; Polyporales; Sparassidaceae
Product: 2-oxoglutarate-Fe(II) type oxidoreductase
Exons: 10
Coding region: 1-1017 (338 amino acids)
Molecular function (GO): dioxygenase activity
Source: RefSeq, a predicted model, not a curated record